AUGUUGUCCUACGAUUCUCCCGCCAUGCCCAUCAAGGCUCCCCGGGCCCCGGCCUCUGUUCCCUUGCCACCUUCGCUGCAGGCAACCCCUACCACGCCGUCGCCUCUGGCUUCCCUGAAUUCGACUGCCGUCAAUGGCCACAACGCCAAAGACCAGCAGCACAUCUGGCUGGUUACUGGCCCGGCUGGCUGUGGAAAGAGCACCAUCGCCGAGUAUUUGGCCAACACCCUGAACAUGCCCUACAUCGAGGGUGAUUCCUUCCACCCUCCUGCCAACGUCGAAAAGAUGCGCACCGGCACUCCUCUGACGGAUGCGGACCGCUGGGACUGGCUCACGGCUCUCCGAGAGGAGUCUAUUAACCGGAUCAACGCCGGCGCUGACGGUGUCGUCCUCACUUGUUCAGCCCUGAAGCGCAAGUACCGCGACGUCAUUCGCGUCGCCGGCUACUUCGACCACCGCCUCUGCAUCCACUUCAUCUUCCUCAACGCGCCCGAGGAAGUCCUCCUCGCCCGUGUCUCGCAGCGAGAGAACCACUACAUGGGUGCCAACAUGGUCCACAGCCAGUUCGACAUCCUCGAGCGUCCCACGAGCGACGAGAGGGACGUCGUCACCAUCGAUGUCAGCGUAUCCAUCGAUGAGGUCAAGCGAGCCGCCUUGGCGAAUGUCUUGGAGACCAUGACUGAGGACUAUGACGAACUAUAG
This is a messenger RNA of Ilyonectria robusta, 702 nucleotides long. Its product is annotated as P-loop containing nucleoside triphosphate hydrolase protein. The transcript is spliced from 2 exons. Gene Ontology annotation, cellular component: cytoplasm. Gene Ontology annotation, molecular function: gluconokinase activity. NCBI's taxonomy places the organism in Eukaryota, Fungi, Ascomycota, Sordariomycetes, Hypocreales, Nectriaceae. The record is from RefSeq and is a predicted model, not a curated record. The coding region runs from base 1 to 702 and encodes 233 amino acids.